Messenger RNA from Pseudomyrmex gracilis, 1998 nucleotides. RefSeq names its product 2-aminoadipate transaminase-like. The record is from RefSeq and is a predicted model, not a curated record. The coding region runs from base 117 to 1547 and encodes 476 amino acids. Gene Ontology annotation, molecular function: pyridoxal phosphate binding; L-2-aminoadipate:2-oxoglutarate transaminase activity. Lineage: Eukaryota; Metazoa; Arthropoda; Insecta; Hymenoptera; Formicidae. The transcript is spliced from 8 exons. Gene Ontology annotation, biological process: biosynthetic process.
GUGUUGAAUCUCGUGUCCUCGUGAUUCGAUCAGUCGAUCACGAACAAUCGUACAACUUGAGUCUGCGUUGAUAUUUUUAGUGCGAGAUUUCCGCGUCGGAGCCCGUCAUUUCCUCAAUGUGGUUGAUAAAACGCGUCGCACGUCGGUUUGUUUCUCAAUUGAGGACGCGAAAGCUUUAUCAAAACCAAUUCAAUAAUUUACACGCGACAAGGUACUCGAUUUUCGUGUCAUCCCGAGCAGACGACAUGAAUAACGUAAACGAUUCAUACCUGAGACACUUGUUUGACGGCGAUCCGGUGUUCAAUGUCUAUAAUCAUGAAGCCACGAACUUGUCAGUCGGUGCACCUGGCCCUGAUCUACUGAAAAACUGCACCGAAAUGUUGACCAAGUCUACGCGACAUAGAUUAGAGGAGGAAGAAAAAGAAGGAAAAUAUUAUCUCUUUCAAUAUGGUAUUACGGCUGGUUUGUGGGAAUGUCGCGAUGAAUUAGCUAAAUUUUUGAGCAGACGAUACGGUAACGCUGUAAAGAGAGAGCAUCUGAUACUGACGUGCGGAGCUUCGCACGGUCUGCAAUUAUUGUUGAAUACCAUACUCUCACCGAACGGUGUUAUAUUUGUAGAAGAAGUUACUUACAUGAUCGCACUCGAUGCUUUUAAGCAAUUUCCGCUGAUGAAAGUGGUUACAGUGCCAAUGAAGGAUGACGUAGUAGAUUUAGACGCGUUCGAAAAAAUAGUGGCUGAAGAAAAGGCAAAAGGCAACUUUCUUGUGAACAAUCAGAAAAUAUUCUGGGCAAUGUUCUAUACCAUACCGAUUUUUCAUAAUCCAACUGGAAUGACAUUAUCACCUGAUCAGUGCAAACGUUUGGUGGAAAUUGCGCGAAACAAUUCCAUAGUGGUGGCCUGCGACGACGUGUACAAUCUGCUUUAUUACGGGCAAGGAUUGCCGCCAUUGCGCUUAUUUUCUUAUGACAAUCCGGAAGAUCCGAACUACAAAGGAGGAAACAUUGUGUCGAACUGUUCCUUCUCUAAAAUCCUUUCGCCAGCAAUUCGCUUUGGAUGGAUCGAAGGCGGAUCGCGUAUUGUCAAUACGAUAAAGACAUCAGGCGUAAUGUGCAGCGGUGGCGCAGUCAACCAUUACGUUUCUGGACUAAUUGCAAGCAUGCUUCACGAAAAUAUUGAGGAUGAGUACCUUGACAAGAUUAUAAAGAUAUACAGGGAACGAUUAGAUACGCUAUGCGCAACUUUGGAUCGAUUUUUGCCGAGCUGUUGUUCAUAUCGACGACCAGGAGGCGGUUACUUCGUUUGGCUUCAUCUCCCUUCAGAUGUGGAUGGCACCAAGUUCGUCUCGUGGUGUCAGAAGGAAUACAAAGUAUCGGCAAUACCAGGAGUUCGAUUUUCAUAUACAGGGGAAGCAAAGAAUUUUUUACGUCUGAGCAUAGGUUUCCAUACGAAAGAAGUUUUAGAGACUGCAGCACAAACCUUGUGCAAGGCACUUUUAGUAUAUAUUAGACAAAAACUUGAUAAAACCGAUAGUAAUAAUUCUUAUUGAAGUUUGGAGUGUUUUCUUAAAUUUCUCUACGAUAGAAGCAAAAGAUAAAUUUUUAUUUUAGUUGAUAAAAAUUCCAAACUUCAACAUAAUAAUUCGAAAACACAUUGACUUGACUUUUAAAACACAUAACUUUGGCUUUUAACUGAGUGACUGAAAAAAAGAGAACAUUGGUAUGUGCAUGUUUCCUGUUCUCUCUUUUAUGUAUACUGAUUUUAAUAUUAUUUAAUUUAAAUAUAUAAUGAUGAUUAGAAAAUAUAUACAUAUAUAACUCGAAGAAAAGUAUAGUGCAUGCAAUGAAAAGUAUAUUCAGUAAACAUAUACGUAAGACAUUAAAAAAAAGUAUUUUAUGGCAUAUACAUUUUAUAUAUAUUUUAUAUGACUUGCAAAUUUAAUGUUUUAAAUUGUAUAAGUUUGUUAUGCAUCAUAAUAGUAUUAAAUAUUGAAAGAGGAG